AGAAAAAUUGAAUUUAAUUAAUUCAAUUUAUACAAGUUUGGAACAAUUCGAAAAUGACAAAAAUAAAACCAUUCAUUUUGAACAACAAAGGGCGAUUAAUCAAGUCCAACAAAGUGUUUUUCAACAAGCAUUACAAGGAGCUCUGGGAACUCUUAAUAGUUGCUUAAACAACGAGUUACAUUUACGUACGAUCGGUGCUACUAUUGGUAUGUUUGGGUCGAUGAAAGCAAAAAAUAACUGAUUAGUUGUUCUACUAUAGAACUGAUUAGUUGUUCUACUAUAAUAGAGAGUAUAGGGAAGACUUAUUUUUGUUUUUCUUCGAAAAAGAAUCAAAUUUAGAAAUAUUCAUGGUAACCAGUCGUGCAGAUGAAAUUAGUCAAAUUAUCCGUAAACGUAUUGAGCAAUAUAAUACCGAAGUAAAAAUUGUAAAUACAGGUACCGUACUUCAAGUAGGCGAUGGCAUUGCUCGUAUUUAUGGUCUUGAUGACGUAAUGGCAGGUGAAUUAGUAGAAUUUAAAGAGGGUACCGUAGGCAUUGCUUUGAAUUUGGAAUCAAAAAAUGUUGGUGUUGUAUUAAUGGGUGAUGGUUUGAUGAUACAAGAGGGAAGUUCCGUAAAAGCAACAGGAAGAAUUGCUCAGAUACCAGUAAGUGAGGGUUAUUUGGGUCGUGUUGUAAAUGCCCUAGCUAAACCUAUUGACGGUCGAGGAGAAAUUUCAACUUCGGAAUCUCGGUUAAUUGAAUCUCCCGCUCCCGGUAUUAUUUCCAGACGUUCCGUGUAUGAGCCUCUUCAAACAGGACUUAUUGUUAUUGAUUCUAUGAUCCCUAUAGGGCGUGGCCAGCGAGAAUUGAUUAUUGAAUUUUGA
Molecule: messenger RNA, 863 nt
Organism: Lathyrus oleraceus (garden pea)
Lineage: Eukaryota; Viridiplantae; Streptophyta; Magnoliopsida; Fabales; Fabaceae
Product: ATP synthase subunit alpha, chloroplastic-like
Exons: 1
Coding region: 348-863 (171 amino acids)
Biological process (GO): proton transmembrane transport; proton motive force-driven ATP synthesis
Molecular function (GO): ADP binding; ATP binding; proton-transporting ATP synthase activity, rotational mechanism
Source: RefSeq, a predicted model, not a curated record